AUGACACUUGUUUUUCACAAAAGGCCGAUAUUGCUGAGUGCAAAAACGCUGCAGUCACUACUGGAUAAGUACAGUACUUACUCAGAUGAGAUAAAACCAUCAAGAACAGAUGAGGAAAGGUACGAAGAGUAUCUUAGUGCCGCAAAUUUGCUCUCUGGAAGCAUAGAGACAAUCAAAAUGAGCAGAAACGCUCUUCAGGCAUUGAUAGAUAAAUUGCAAAAAGAAUAUGAAGAAGCAAGAUCUAAGGGAAAUAAAAAAGACCUCACAAAUGAAGUUGAGGAGAUUGAAAAUGACACGCAAUUCAAUGAAAGGAUUGCAAAGGCAAACGAAAUGGUAUAUAUACUAAGUGCCAGAGUCACAGAAGCACGGAAUCACAUGGGAAAACUUGCAAGGAAGAUGGGAAUAACUCAUAGAGAGCCCACAAAACAAAAACCUGCAAGAAUAAAUGAAACUCACGCAGAUCAGCAGACCGCAACAGAGUCAACUGCGACUGAGGAAACCGAAGAAGGUUCUUCACAAAAUGACGCCAUUUGGCUCUCGGAAGACAAUUCAAAUUCGGAAAAAAGUAGAGAAGACGAUGAAGAUUUCAUAUGUCGUACUCUCAAACCAAGGCAACUAAGUUUGCCACGAUUCUACGGGGACGAAGAAGAGUUCCCUGAAUUUUGGGCAAUAUAUGAAACGCUCGUUGACCAAAGUAAGGUUUUAAGUACAGUCGAAAAAAUGCUGUUACUUAGAGAUAGCCUCAAAGGGAGAGCAGAAACAGCCAUAAAAGGCAUACAAUUGAUCCCACAAAAUUAUAAGUGGAUGAUUAAUGCUUUGAAAAAGAAAUACGGUAAUAAACCGACUAACAGAGCAAAAAUAGUGCAAAAAUUAAUUAAUUUGCCAGCAGCAAAGAAUGAUGCUGAUAGCUGUAUGAACACGUUCGACAAAAUUCGAAUGCUCAUGAAUCAAAUGGUCUCUGCAGGCCAAAAUAUACCACAAAUGCAAGAUGCGAUGUGGACAGAGAAAAUUUUGGAGAAAUUUCCUUACACUAUAGUGAAAAACGUUCUUGUUACAAUUCAAGAUCAAGAUGAAGUGAAAAUAGAAGAUGUAAUGGAUCAUCUUGAGAAGGAGAUUAAUGCAAAAAAGUUUGUAGACGCACGUUUAAAAGGUCGUGUAAAAUUUGAAAACCAUCCGAACCGAAGACAAUACGGUGUGGAUGUUACAGAACCCCCAAAAUUGGGAAAAAUUUGUCGUUUUUGUGACAACUCAAAUCAUAUAUCAGCGAACUGCCGAACAAUCACUGAUAUCAAAUCAAGGCGAAAUAUGGUGAAAGAAGCCAGACAAUGCUGGAAAUGUUUCUCAGAAGAACACAGCAGUUAUGACUGUCAGAAACCAAAUUGUCCUAAAUGUGGCAAAAUGCACGAUGUAAGCCUUUGCAUUUCCACUUCAAAUGAUGGUAACAGGACAAGAUAUAGCGCUGGUGACCGAUCGCGCAAUCAAAGCUCCUCCAAUACCGUACCAGUUCCAAGAAAUAACACUACUACUCGGAAUCAAUACGGCAAUGGCCGCAAUAAUGGUAACGUCCGCAACAAUCAGCAGACAAAUCCUCAUACAGCUGAUCACAGUACUAACCACUCAGCCGAAGGUUCCGUGUACAUUGACAAAAGAAAAGAGCAAGUAGUCCUGAUGACUGCCGAAGGAAAUGUUUGGAAUAAUAACACCAGACAAUUCGAAAAACUCCUGUUUUUCUUUGACACUGGAGCUCAAAAAACCAUCAUUAGAGAGCAGACCGCAAGGGAAUUUGGUCUUCCAACUCAGAAAACCGAAAUCUGCACAAUGUCAGGUAUAGGUGGACAUACCGAAAAAUAUCAAACAAACAUUGUCCCCCUCAAAAUCAGCAAUGCCUUUGGCAAGGAGAUCCAUAUGACGAUUCAAACCAAGCCAAUUAUCACUAAUGGCUUUUCGUCUGUACGUCUCAACGAUGCAGAUAAACAAUACCUCCAAGACAAUGAGAUUUGCAUAAACAAUCCGAGAGUUCGCGGUGAACAUCAAAACCCGCAAAUAUUAGUCGGUCUAGAUAACUAUUACGACCUCGUAAACACAGUUGACACUAUAACUUUGCCAUCUGGAUUACGCAUUGCGCGUACGGUAUUCGGACCAACGGUACACGGCAAAGGGUCAAUCAAUUCGCAGCAAGAAGCGACAACGAUAACACAUGGCCUCAGCCUCGUUCAAGAACAGAAUGAAUCAGAAAUUCUACAGAAGUUGUUCGAACUAGAUGGUUUAGGAAUAUCAUCAGAAGAAUGUACUAAGAACGAAAACACAUUCGAGUACUUCAAAAGCUAUUCGAAAUCAAUAUCGUUUGAAAACGGCGUUGUAACCGUACCCUUUCCCUUGAAAGAUAAUGUCAUCGACCUAACGGAUAAUUACGGAAUAGCGUACCGUCGAUUGAUUUCGUUACAAAGACAACUAUCAAAUAAUAUCCACCAACGUGAGUGGUAUAACAAAAUAAUGAACGAUUAUAUCCAAAACGGAGUUGUCGAAUUAGUCCACGGACAAAAUAAAAAUUCGGCCGGCACUUACUACAUGCCACAUUCCGGAGUUUGGAAGCCAGAAAAGGCAAAACCAUUGAGGAUAGUAUUUGAUGCUUCCUCUAAGAGAGUCGGACAGCUUUCGCUGAAUGAUGUGAUCUACACAGGAGAAUCCUUCGUGAACAAAAUUCAUGAUGUUCUAGUUGCAAGUAGAACCAGUGGAAUUAUUCUUUUAUGCGAUAUUGAAGCGGCUUUCACGCAAAUCAGACUAGUGGAAGAUCAUAAAGAUUUGUGUCGGUUUUUAUGGCUGAAAGACAUGAAUAAGCCUCCAAAUCGAGACAACAUAGCAGAAUACAGAUUCAAUCGUUUGCCCUUCGGUAACACCUCGGCACCAAGUAUUCUUAACAUGGCCAUUCUGGCAUAUUUAAAUCACAAGAAUACUCCGCUCUCACUGGAGAUUGCAAAAAAUAUUUAUGUGGACAAUAUUCUCUUAUGCGCCACCACCAAAGAGGAAGCACUAGAAAAAUAUACUGCUUCAAAGAAUAUUUUCCGUGAAAUCGGCAUGAAUUUACGAGAAUAUAUUUCAAACUCUGCUGAAGUUAACAGAGCUAUCCCAAAAGAGGAUAGAGCGCCCACAGACAACAUAAAACUUCUUGGCGUCAAAUAUGACACCAAAUCGGACGAAUUUGUGAUGAAAGUUACAAUUCCACAAAAAGAAAAACUAACCAAACGCGAUAUUGUAAGCCAAAUAAACUCGAUCUAUGAUCCCGUAGGCCUCGCAAGCCCACUGAUUAUCAAACUGAAGUCUCUAAUGAGAGAAAUUUAUGAUACAGGGAUAGAAUGGAAACAAUACGUUCCGCAAGCGCUGUGUAUUAAAUGGAAUUCUGUAAUACAAGAGAUAAACAAUGCAUGUAUAAGGGUCAGUCGACCAUUGCUACGUUCUCCCACGUCUCACACCUCAAGAAUUUCCUUAUGGGUGUUUUGUGACGCCAGCAAAAUGGCAAUAUCGACAUGCGCAUAUCUGAGGUGCGAAAACACUAAUGAGAUCACUUCAUUGAUUAGUGGAAAGAGCAAGCUAACACCAAAAAAGAUCCAGCAGACUAUACCACGCUUGGAAUUGUUGGCUAUCUUAAUAGGACUGCGAAUGGCGAAAACCAUUCUUGAUUCAAUAAACAUUGAAAUUAUUUCCGUAAAUGUCGCCAGUGAUAGCGAAAUAGCACUUCAGUGGAUUAGGUCUUCACGCAAACUUCCGAUAUUCGUGACUAAUCAGAAGGAUCGCAUUUUGAGAUUGAAGACUCAAAUCGAAGUCAAAUCCAUCCCAGUACAUCUAUUUCAUGUUCCAACACAUCAUAAUCCAGCAGACGUUGGAACUCGAGGCACAACGGCAAGCCUCAUCAGUGAUCAUGAUUGGGUGAGAGGACCCAGAUGGCUAGAGCACGACCAGCAAACUUGGCUUAUUCGAUCCAUAGAUAACCUCAGCUGUGAUCAGUUUUACGAAGAAAUAGAGGACAAUCAACAUGUGAAUGUUGAAACCACAAACGAGUCAGCGGAAUCAUCCCGUUUAAUAAUAGAUCUAGCUCGUUUCUCUCGCUACAAAACAGCUCUUCGAACAUUCUCAGUUGUUGGAAAAUUGCUGAGUAAAUGGGUGAAACGGUGCAAUUACACCAGGUCAACAUCGAUUACGCUAAACGUACUCUCCCUCUAUACAAAUGAAGAUGUCAUUGCUGCGGAGGAUAUGGAGAUCUCUGAGAAACUCAUCUUAGCAGCUAUUCACGAAAACAUCAACGUGCAAAAAUUGCAGAAACGAUUCCCAAAUCAGAAGAUUAUCAGAGACGAAAAAGGUAUCAUUCGAUACAAGUCACGCAUUCAGAACGCCAAUUUGCCAUAUGAUGCAAAAAUGCCAAUUUUCAUUCCGAAUUACUCGGAACUAGCCAGGCUAAUCAUUCAUGACCUGCAUUAUGGAAACGCACACUGCGGCAAAGAACAGACAUUAACGCUGGCAAGACAACGAUUUUGGAUUCCCCAGCCAUCUAGAAUGAUCAAGAAAUAUCUACGUACAUGCAAUACGUGUAAGAAAUGCCACGGAUUGCCAUAUGGAGCACAAGAGAUGCCACAGACAGAUUACCAACAGAUCGGGGCUGUGCACCUUGAAGUGGUCGAAAAUUUGUCAGCGGGUGCAUUUUUAAGCAGCUUCAUCCGUUUUAUAUCUCGAAGAGGUGUUCCAAAACUCAUCCGAACUGAUUGCGGAACGAAUUUUAAAUUGGGAUCAAAAGUGAUUGAAAAUUUGUUCCUAGAAAAUGAUGAAAAUGGUAGCUCCGUGAUGAGCUACAGUGCCUCAGAAGGCAUAAAGUGGAUUUUCAAUCCACCUGCUUCACCAUGGAUGGGAGGCGCAUGGGAAAGAAUGGUUGGCUCCGUGAAAAGAUGCUUUCAAAAAAGCAUUGGACGUAAAAAAUUGUCAUUUGAACAAAUGACUACAGUAAUUUCAAGAAUUGAAGCGAUAAUUAAUACUCGCCCGUUGACAAAAGUAAGUGCAACGGAUCUUGAUGAAAUACCGAUAAGACCUAUCGAUUUCCUACAAGGAAAUCUAAAGUACUCUAUUCCAAGCACGCAGUUACAGUGCGGUAAUGGCGAUACAGUAUAUGAUCCCGAGUUGCUUCAGACAGUUGCGCAAGCACAGGAAGCAUUAAUGUUUUCGGAAACGAUCGCUACAGUAUUUUGGGAGCGAUGGAACAAAGAGUAUCUUACAUCCUUGAGAGAUAACCAGAGAGUGCUACUAAAACAACCGCGGCAUGUGACAAAUACACCGCAAAUUGGAGAAAUUGUACUUAUUGAGCAAGAAUUUCUUCCACGUGGUAACUGGAUGUACGGCAAAGUACUAGAAACAGUACCAAGUGCAGAUGGUCUUGUAAGAUCAGCGAAACUCCUUACGCCAAACAAAAGAGUUAUCCAAAGACCACUCAACAAGUUGUAUCCCUUAGAAAUACGUAGUUCUGUGGGAGACUCACAUCUAGAACUCGAAAAAGACUCCACUUCUGAGCGGGAGAUACACCAGAAAGAAAGAGUAGAUUCAGCAGAAUCAUCUUCCCGCAGAACUCGUCCAACUAGACAAUCGAAAACACAUGCCUUAAAAGUCAUCCAAGAAUUUGAAAGAAGUCUUGACCGACCCUCUACUUCUUCAAGUAGACAGGUAUCCACAUAUCUGCUGAUGGCUAUGUUGGCAUUAUCAACUAUAUGUCCAGUGACAGCGACAGCACAUGAGAACAACUCAAUAAAGUGCAACGAAGGAAGAGUAGAAAUAGUGCCUCCUUCAUCAAGAUUUGAGCUUUGCAUCAACGCAAUGUGCAGAAUUAUGUCUAACGUAUCGAAAUCGUAUAUAUUUGAAUUGGAAAAAUCAUCAUUAGAUGAAAAUAGCACGAUUACGUUACGCUCUGAAUGUGAGAGCUCAGUGGUCUUCUCGACUAUGCAGUGCGAACCGCCAGACUUUUGCGAAAAAUCGGCCUUGCUGAUGAGCAAAGAUCUUAUAGGUAAUCCUCACUGUUGGCCACUUGGAGCCAUAAUCACCUUAACAGUGUUAGUUUACCUUUCGAUCAAUAGCAUCAUGUUGAUCAUAUGGUUAAUUAAAUGCACACGAAAUGCAAAACGGAAAGGAACUCCGAAUUCCACAUCCGAAGAAGAAACAAUUCCAAUGAGAACAUUCAAUCCACAUCCGAUCAAUAUACCGUCCGCCUUGUUGAUUUGUGUCGCACUCUUGGCACUAGCAAGCAAGGUAAUUACUUGCCAGCAUGGAUAUAUGAGGCAUAGUGUAGAGGUAGUCUGCGAAAAUCGCGGAAACUGCACUUAUAAUUACAACGAGGAAGUUCUAUUCAAUAGAAUCAACUCCAAUCUUUGUAUUCAGCUUAAUCAUGCUAACAAAACGAUCGGACUUAUAAAGAUACGUUCGAGACCAAUGAAACUGUCCUGUUCCAAAGUUUCAUUAUUCUUCACUAGAGAGACGAAACUCAAGAUCUACCACACAACGAGAUGCUCACAAAUGGGCUCUUGCACUCAGUCUAAGUGCAGUAGAAUUAGGCUGGACGAAGUAAUUCCUGAGUUCAAAAGAUCAUCUCCAUAUCCAGGAUACUCAAUUUGUGGUAGCACAUGCGGCGGUAUAGCAUGCGGUUGCUUCCUACCAUUUCCAGCAUGUACGUUUCUGAGGAUUGCUCAUGUUCCGAAGAAGACGCAGACUGUCUUUGAAGUAGUAAGUUGCAUGGAAUGGCAACCAGUAAUCCAAAUUGACGUCGAUUUCAUGCUUUAUAAUAAAGGAAAGCUGAAAUCUUUCAGUUUACAACCUUAUGUUACACAAAAGUAUGAUGAACUGUCGUUGACAGUCAUUUCUUUGCAAAAACCUCAUUCUCCAUUGAUGGACAAAAGAUUCGCUGUAACCCCAAUGAAGGCUAUGAUGCUACCAGAUCAUUAUCAACUUCCCGUUGAAUGCGAGUCAGAAGCAUCUGUUCUAGAUGCCUUUGUGAACUGCACAAAUCGCAUGAUCUGUUCUUGCGAAAAUAUGAAAGCACCGCAAACAAUCUUCUCCUCCCUCUAUGAAUUGACUCCUGUUGGCCAAUGGACAGAACUACAAUACCGCCUCUCUGAAAGUUACGUAGACAUGCUAGCAUUCGCAGUAGUUGGACCAAUCACACAGAUCCUUGUUGUGGAAGGACGUAAAAACUAUGUGCUGCAAUUUUCGGUACGCGAGUCUGAAGUAGUAGAUCGCCGUCGUUUAGCUGUCUGUGAACGACCUGGAGCUAUGGCGAGGGAUGAGGCAGGACGUCUCUUCGUAGCAAAUCGCUCAUCAGCUAGCAUCCAACUUGUCGACACAGUUCGAUGGACUUCUGCUCGUAAUGUCGCAUUAGCAGACUCAUUGGUACCACAUUUUUCAGCCUCAUGGGGCCUACUAGCAAUACCCCUCAAAGGUGCUAUUCGUCUACAGCGAUAUUCAUUUCGAUUCGGUUGUAAAUAG
This is a messenger RNA of Necator americanus (New World hookworm), 7509 nucleotides long. RefSeq lists its product as uncharacterized. The transcript is spliced from 5 exons. Gene Ontology annotation, biological process: DNA integration; proteolysis. Gene Ontology annotation, molecular function: aspartic-type endopeptidase activity; zinc ion binding; nucleic acid binding. The record is from RefSeq and is a predicted model, not a curated record. Bases 1 to 7509 code for a protein of 2502 amino acids. NCBI's taxonomy places the organism in Eukaryota, Metazoa, Nematoda, Chromadorea, Rhabditida, Ancylostomatidae.